UCGUCUCAAAGGGUUUCCAACAGCUCUAUCACAUCAACUAGAACACAAAAAGUCUUUAAGUGGUUUCCCAGCUUAAAACUAUUUCGCAAUGUCUGUGGCACCCCCUUCACAAGGCCUUGGCAGCAACUUCAACUACUUCCUUGCGGAUGGAGGUAAUGCCAUUACUGGCCUCAACGUUGAGAUCACCUUUGCCGAGCCUCUGAUCUCUACCGAAAACGGUUUUGGUUUCCAGCUCAACGGUUAUGCCCAGGAGCUUGCCGGCGCCCCAAGCACCACUCCCAACUGGCAGCAAUAUGUAGUCUUCUCCCAGCCCGGCGACAAGACUCUCUACGGUAUCAUUGACAACUGGUCCGGCACCGUUCCUGCCGGCACCUAUGCCCAAAUCAUCAACGACGAGUCCACCAUCACCACCCUGCCCAAGGCCAACCAGAUCCCCGCCGGCGCCGUCAUCAACAUUGUCCCUACCUUCAGCUCUAGCAACGUCAUCACCGGAAUCACCUACAUCUACACUCCUCCCGGCGGCCAAGCCGUUUCCAGCUCCGUUACUCUGACCAGCCUUGACGUCUACGACUCCAACAAGAGAAUCACUUCUGCCUACGAAUCUCCCAUUUCUGCAUUGACACUCAACAUCGUCGGCGACUACAACGGAAACGAUGGCGUCUUCAGCUCUGGCUCUGGCACCAUCGUCUACACUGCCGCUCAACCUCUGACUGUCCUGACCAACGAGCCGAGCUACACCGCGUUCCAGGACGGAACUGGUGAGACAGCCAACACUGUUUACGGCAAGCUGCCUGCGUCAAACAGCAAGACCAUCACUCAGACCUGGGGCAUUGACACAUCCGGACGACCCAAUGUCGGCCCUGCUGUUGGCGUCAAGCUGCCACUUCCCCCCAGCGCCAAGAAGAUCCAGCAAGACCAGUAAACAAGUUUAAAAGGAUAACAUGUACUGUUAAUGAGACAGUACUAUCUGGGUGGCUGUCUAGGGCCAGCAUGUUUAUGCAAAGUAAAAGGCAUUUGUGCGCUGUUACGAUAGUUUUCUUGGAUAGAAUGAAUGAAAGUAAAAUUGGUCCAAGUCAAGACACGUUCAUCA
Messenger RNA from Trichoderma atroviride IMI 206040, 1090 nucleotides. RefSeq lists its product as uncharacterized. The record is from RefSeq and is a predicted model, not a curated record. NCBI's taxonomy places the organism in Eukaryota, Fungi, Ascomycota, Sordariomycetes, Hypocreales, Hypocreaceae.